This is a messenger RNA of Metarhizium album ARSEF 1941, 1593 nucleotides long. RefSeq names its product transporter protein smf2. Gene Ontology annotation, molecular function: cadmium ion transmembrane transporter activity; manganese ion transmembrane transporter activity. NCBI's taxonomy places the organism in Eukaryota, Fungi, Ascomycota, Sordariomycetes, Hypocreales, Clavicipitaceae. Gene Ontology annotation, cellular component: membrane. Bases 1 to 1593 code for a protein of 530 amino acids. The transcript has 3 exons. Gene Ontology annotation, biological process: intracellular manganese ion homeostasis; iron ion transport. The record is from RefSeq and is a predicted model, not a curated record.
AUGGUUACGCAUGGCAUCCAGCGCAGUGAUGCGCGUCAAGAGGAACAGUCCGAUACUUCGGCCAAGAACAACCUCGGCGGUGUGGAUGGCAUGGCUGUCAGAUGCAGGCCGGAACUCGUGGACCGAGCCAAGAUGGGCUUUGGGAGGGCCAAGAAUAUGUUCUGGACGUUUGGCAAGUUUGUCGGGCCGGGAUUCAUGAUUUCUGUGGCGUAUAUCGACCCCGGAAACUACGCCACUGACAUCGCAGCCGGUGCGUCUUACCAGUACAAGUUCCUCUUCAUCGUCCUCUUGAGCAAUCUUUUCGCCAUUCUCCUGCAGUCGCUGGCCAUUCAGCUCGGCACUGUCACAGGUCUGGAUCUCGCCUCGGCAUGCCGCGCCUAUUUGCCACGCUGGCUGAAUUAUUUCUUGUAUGGGCUGGCUGAAGUCGCCAUUAUCGCGACGGACAUGGCCGAGGUUGUAGGCACCGCCAUUGCGUUGAAUCUUUUGAUUCCCAAGCUGCCUCUUGUUGCGGGAUGCGCAUUGUCCAUUCUCGACGUCAUGGCCAUUUUAAUCUUUUAUAGACCAGACGGCUCCAUGAAGGGCUUGAGACUGUUUGAAAUGUUUGUCUGUCUGUUGGUCCUGGGAGUCGUCGUCUGCUUUUGUAUCGAGUUGAGCAUGAUUACGGGAAGCGUGGGGGAGGUAUUUCGAGGAUACGUUCCGUCAGAUUCGCUCGUUGAGUCGCAAGCACUGUAUCAGGCCUGCGGCAUUCUCGGAGCAACCGUCAUGCCGCAUAGCUUAUACCUAGGCUCUGGUAUCGUUCAGCCCCGGCUUCGAGAGUAUGACACCAAACACGGCCUCAUACCGGACGAGGAGCCGGUCUCUGCUGCAGCUUCCGCUGCCAACGACGAAUAUCUCGACAAGGGAACGUACAUUCCAUCUCAAGCCGCCAUCAAACAUUCACUCAAGUACUCCAUCACCGAGCUGGCCCUAGCGCUCUUCACAUUUGCUCUGUUUGUCAAUUCGGCCAUUCUCAUUGUUGCCGGUGCUUCUUUGUAUCGGAAUCCAGACGCACUCGAAGCCGACAUUUUCGGAAUCCACGACUUGCUAUCCAGGAGCAUCUCGCCUGCCGUGGGUACAAUCUUUGCCCUGGCGCUUCUCCUGUCUGGCGUAUCGGCAGGUAUCGUCUGCACCAUUGCAGGCCAGAUGGUCAGCGAGGGUGCCAUCAAGUGGAAACUCAAGCCGUGGCUUCGUCGGCUCAUCACUCGCUCCAUCAGCAUCACGCCGUCCAUCAUCAUUGCCGGGGCAGUGGGGAGGACGGGGCUGAACACGGCCUUGACGGCGUCUCAGGUGGUUCUCAGCUCCGUGUUGCCAUUUGUUACCUUGCCACUUAUAUACUUUACCAGUCGAUCGAGGUACAUGACUGUUUUGCCGGGAAUGGCGAGAUAUUAUCAUGAGGCGGAUAACGGGCGUCGUCCCCUCAGAGUUAGUAGCGCUGCUGGUGUCAACAUGGCGAAUCCGUGGUAUAUUAUUAUUCUGGGAAUGCUGGUAUGGCUAGUCAUUACGGUAAUGAAUGUGGCCAAUUUGGUCUUGCUGGGCCUGGGCAAAACUGGUUGA